ACUAACAGCGACUAAGUAUAAAUACCCACAAUUGAACUUUUCAGCAGUUCAAGCAACAACCAUUUUCCACUAGAGAAUUCGGAUUAUAAAAGAUGAAUUUGAUGGAAUACGAUGGCGUACUCCCAAAGAACAACUAUAACUCUCCUUAUUAUGCUGCGGUUCCCGCGGCGUCAGAGCCCACGGAGAUUCUGAGCAAACGGUUCGAACUAUGGAGACAGAUCAUCAAAUCCUUGAUUGGGUACCUGAAGGGCGUAAGCAUUGCUAAUACACAGUUUUCUAUCAUCAACAACAAUCUGGUUGAUACGAUCCACUUCCCGUUCUUCACGUCACUGCAGAAGACAACGAAGAAGGGCGAUGUCCAUGAGAUCAAGGACCCUAGUCCUGAGAAUUUAAAGAAACAGAGCUUCUUUGCAAGCUUUGGGUCUGGUUCUGUCCAGGACGUGCAAAUACUGCUUAAGAAGUACCAUUUGAACCUGGCUCAACAACAGAUGAAGAUUGUUGAGCAAUUGGAGACGAAGUUGAUUCCAAGGUUGGAGGAGUUGCAGAAGGACUUGAUGACGAAGAUUAGGGAGAUCAAGAGCUUAAACGGUGAUUUCAAGAACAACAUGGAUACUGAGAUUGCUAUCUCCGGCCAGCUCUUGGAUGAGUUCAUGCUGUCUGUGAAGAAGUUGAAGAAUGGCGAUGAAUCAUCAUUGCACAGCAAGACGGAUCCUUUCUUGUUGAGAUUGAAAUUGGAAUUACAGUUGAAACAACAGCUACACCAAGAAAACUAUUUAGAGGAAGCAUACAUCAACUUACAGAUUACCGGGCUAGAACUGGAAAAGAUCAUAUACCAAGAGAUUCAGAAGGCAUUGCACGACUAUUCAGAGUUAAUAUCACAGGAGAUCUUUGUAAUGUACAACGACUUGAUCAAUGAACUCCACGAGGGAAUCAUGACUCAGAAAGUGUUCUUUGAGUGGGAUGAUUUUAUCCGCAGGGAUAAUGGUAAGAACCUGCUAAAGCUGAAACACGACGACGAAGUUCCAGUUCCUAGAAAGUUAUCAACGAUCAAGUAUCCGUAUAACAAAGACUUGAUGGCAAAGACCAUUAGAAGUGGCCACCUUUUGAAGAAGUCUAAGUUCUUGAAGAACUAUACCAAGAGCUUUUUCAUACUGACUUUGAACUAUCUUCACGAGUUCAAGUCAAAGGACCUGUUUGAAAACAUCCAGCCUAUAAACUCUAUAAAGCUCAACGACUGUAUCUUGACCGAGUCCAACGACAACAAAUUCCAAUUACACGUUAACAACCCAAAGGCAUUGAAGGCACACAACUUUGUGUUUAAGAGGAUUCCCGAGGAGAUGUCCGAAUACGAGUUCAAGAAGUGGGUAUUGGACUUGAAGGGGCUAACUUCGUUCAACAAUUUCCGGGAACGGUGCCAGUUCUUGGAGAGAAAGUUGGGCACCGGUAGCAUUUCAGGCUCCAAUACACCAAAUAUUGAAGUUCCAAACCCAAUGGAUAAUAUGAAUGUCCAACAGAAGUUACAGGAACUAUCCGUGAUGUCCAGUCAAGGCAAGCAGUCUGCAAUGCCAACCAUUCUGAUGAGCAACAGUGGUGCUGGUUCCGGUUCAGGAUCUGCACAAUCAUCAUUGACCAACUCUCCAAAGCUGAAGCCAAUUACCCAGCCCGCUAUAAACACCAUCCCAAGGGUUCCAAGCAGUGGCUCUUUAAAGAAAGACAAGGCCAAAUUACACCUGACUCUACCAACCCCGGUGGUUCCGCAGUUGAGCGUUCAAACACCAACACCAGUAACAGCCAGCGUGCCGUUAAACGUGUUAACCGAGAGUCACGAGGAGGAGGAUCAAGCACAAAGCUCUGACAAGCCCAAGCCACAAGGUCGUCAUAUCCAUUUCGCACUGGACAACGGUUCUAGCAGCUCAUUGGUUGCACCGGAUAGAUCAGUCACGCCAAUGAUUGGAGACCAUGAUCGGAACAGCGCUGCUGGCCAGGGACACAAGGUCCACCACAUUGAUCUGAGCGAGCCGUUGUAUAACUCAGCAACAUCCCCCAUCUUCACGGUAAACAGCACCAGCGGUAUAGACAACAGCACCAACGGCGAAGCGACAAAGGGGCUAGAGCAGGUUAUCGAGGCCAUGAAGGGUGAGAGCGCUUGACAGGCGACAGCACACGCUUACAUAGCACACACGCAGUAUACAAAUGCACUAUAAACGAUAUACAGAGACAGAACACAGUA
Messenger RNA from Williopsis jadinii, 2230 nucleotides. RefSeq lists its product as uncharacterized. Bases 93 to 2150 code for a protein of 685 amino acids. The transcript has 2 exons. The record is from RefSeq and is a predicted model, not a curated record. Lineage: Eukaryota; Fungi; Ascomycota; Saccharomycetes; Phaffomycetales; Wickerhamomycetaceae.